AUGGCCAGGCAAAGGCCCUCCAACACCCGUCAGGACCCCCUCGAGGAUUAUUCCGUCUCCACCGCUGGAGCUUCUGCCGCCUCUUCAGCUCUGAGAACCACUCGCUCCUCGGCGAGACUUGCUACAGACCCUCCUCCUCCACCCGCUGACAUCGUUGCUACUUCGAAUUCCGCCGCUGGUUCGGCUUCCCGCAAACGCAAGACCUCGAUACGCAGAGACCGACACUCGGACACCCCGAACCAACCAACGGCCCCGUCCCCUCCCCGUCGAUCGAAACGACAACGGACUGCAGCUCCCAGUGCAGCUCCAUCUACUGGCCCUGCUGCUGGUCCUCGCCGCGCUCCCCGAGGCCGUCAAAUCAUGUCACAACCAGGACCAUCUUCUCGACCGUCGGAGGAAUCGAAGUCCACGACAUCUCCGCCCGACGCCCGGCGGAGAUCCAGCCGCAAUGAUCGACUUGCCACGACACAAUCUCCGCCCCCACGACGCCAACAGAAGAAACGUCAGGCAAAGACAAGUUCUGAUGUUCUAACACGGGACACGGAGGAGGAUCUGGAAGAGCACGAGGAAAAGGAAGAAAGAGACGAGUCACCAGAACGUGAUAGCAAUGACGGUACAAACCACUCGGCCUUUGACGAUGAAGAUCUGGAUCCGUUCAGUAGCAGUCUUUUUGGAGGUCGGGGACCAAUGGGUCUGCAAAGUACAUUGCGUGCUCUCAGUGGAAUGAUGUCUGGCAUGUCCUCGCGACUCCGAGAUAUCCUCAGUAACCUGAGAGCAAAGGAUUCUCCGUCGCUCCAAUUAAUUGCUCUACAGGAGCUGUCGGAUCUUUUACUUGUCUCCAACGAAGACAACCUAUCAGGACAAUUCUCUCCUGAUCCAUACGUCAAGGAGCUGGUUACGUUAAUGCAACCGAAUCAGUUCGGCGAGGAAAACCCUGAAAUAAUGUUACUUGCGUGCCGUUGUCUUGCAAAUUUGAUGGAAGCCCUCAGGGGCUCCGUGGCCAAUGUUGUAUAUGGUGGCGCCGUGCCGAUUCUGUGCCAGAAGCUACUGGAUAUCCAGUUCAUCGAUCUUGCUGAGCAAGCUUUAAGUACACUGGCAAAAAUCUCAGUGGACUUCCCUGCCUCGAUCGUGCGUGAAGGUGGCUUGACGGCAUGCUUAACCUACCUGGAAUUCUUUCCAACAAGCACACAACGAACUGCCGUUACUACUGCUGCCAACUGCUGCCGCAACCUGCCUCAUGAUUCAUUCCCCGUCGUACGGGAUGUCAUGCCCACUUUGCUGAACGUCCUGUCUAGCAAUGACCCUAAGGUGGUGGAACAGGGCUGCCUAUGUGUUUCCCGUAUCGUUGAGAGUUACAAGUACCGAUCCGAGAAUCUCGAAGAGCUGAUCGAGCCGGCAAUGCUCAAGGCUGUUCUCCGGCUUUUGCUCCCGGGUACCACAAACUUGAUCGGCCCACACAUUCAUACCCAGUUCCUUCGAGUACUUGCAAUUACGGCAAAGGCUAGUCCACGCUUGUCAAUCGAGUUGCUCAAAAUGGAUGUUGUAGAUACGCUAUAUCAGAUCUUGACGGGAGUCUCGCCCCCCGAAGACACCGACAACACGGCUGUCAAGAUGGAUAGCGUCUUGGUUAUGCAAGCCUUGAUACAUCGCCCCCGCGAACAAGUUUUUGAAACCCUCAAUGUCAUUUGUGAACUCCUACCAGGUGUUCCGAGUCGCGAGGCCUCCCGAACAGACAGCAUCCUCAGUUCUUACUUUGAUAGCAAUAUGUCAAUUGGCCUGAAAUCGUCCAAAUCCAAGGAGUCGGCCGAUGAGCGACGUGCAUUACUGGAUGACUGCAAGUCGGAGCUCAAGCGGUUUGCCACCAUCCUCUUUCCGACAUUGACCGAUGCCUUCUCGAGCACGGUCAACCUCCAUGUUCGCCAAAAGGUCCUCAUCGCGCAACUGAAAAUGCUGCACAUUCUGGAGCCCACCUUGAUCGAGGAUGCCUUGCGCACCGUUCCAUAUGCUUCCUUCCUGGCAUCCAUUCUCUCCCAAAAGGACCACCCCUCUCUCGUUUCUCUCGCUCUUCGUUGCUCGGAACUUUUGUUUGAGCGACUCGAGCACGUCUACCAGCAUCAAUUCCAUCGUGAAGGUGUGAUCUCGGAAAUAGCCGAAGAGGCCAAGAAAAAGGCUGCCGCAAACUCGACCGACGUUGACAUGGAUGCCGACAAUGCCGGCGGGAGUGGCAGCAAGAAAGACGACGAUUCCGAGGACGAUGGCGAUGAUUACGAUGACGACGCUGAAGAUGACAACGAAGAAGACUCGGAUUCAGAGGACUCCUCAGUCUCUGGCCGGCAGUCGCUGGCUAAGGUUGAAAAUGCUCUUCAUGACCUUGUCAUCCAUGACGCGAUCGCGUUUUUGAAAGUUUACGAAGAAGGCCAGGGUGCCAAAUCCUACGCUACCCAGGGCGAUGAUGGCCUUGUGCUCUUUAAACGUCUAGCGACUUACUUUGACGGGGAUGCGCUAGAAAAUAUCACCAGCUCAGAGCUUCUAAAUUCCGGCAUCAUCGAUGUUUUCCUGGAGGUUCUUGGCGAUUCAAAAGCUCCUAACAUUCGCAUCGCGCGAUCUGCCUUCUUGCAAGCUUUCAUGGGGUCCACGAUUUCUGAGAAGGCCCAAAGCCAGAGCACGGCCGUUACUCCUUUCAGCGUUUUGAUUCGAAAGCUCCAGGAUUUGCUAAGCCGAACGGAGCAUUUCGAGGUUCUUACUGUCAGUCACAACUCGCUCGAGAAUACCCGCAGCAAUGCUACGUACAUGCUCGGCAAGCAGCUUCGACUUAAGCUGGUCGCAGAAGAGGGAUCUGGUGUACCUCGCCACUACCGAAAUAUCAUGGUCUCCAUUCAUGCCAUAGCUACAUUCAAGUCCCUCGAUGACUUCCUCCAGCCAAAGAUUGCCAUGUCGGAACGUCCUCGUCACUCUCGCCGUGACACUCUCCUAUCCCAGAUCUCUCAAGCUGCGCGUCUUCGGGAUCAACUGACCGCUCCGCAAUCCGGUAGUCCACUGGCACGCACCGGAGGCCAAGCCAAUAUCAACGAGUCUGCCGACGAAGACCAGGAACGGACAACUUCGGGUGAUCAUCGCCGCCACAUGCAUUUCCAAGAGGAAGAUGAUGAGCAUGGCGACGAACCACUAGAAUGCGCUGAUGAGAGGCAACUGAGCGACGAAGACGAGGAUGUUGACGAUGGGGAUGAAGACGAGGAGCUCAAUGCUAUAGUUGAUGACCUAGAGGAUGAUCUUGAGGAUGACAAUGUCCACGACCCCACCGCCGUUAACAUGGAAGUUGGAUCUUCUGGCAAAGUCACCGCACGGAAAGAAGAUGGUACACGAAUAGGCACACCGUCUCAGUCUACGCCGGCAUCGAAGCCUUCCUCGUCGCUACCAAGUACAGCAUCGUCGAACACCACACGUCAUCAACCUCUGUCAACCGCCGGGCGCCCGUUCCAAUCGUAUGCCGCUGCCAUGGCAUCAAUACCACAAGACUGGCACCUCGAGUUCUGCGUGGAUGGAAAAUCCGUUCCUAGCGAUACUACCGUAUAUCGUGCUGUUCAUCACAACCGUGAGCAUAUAGAGGAGUCCCACGCAAAGAAUGUUUGGACUGCAAUCCACACGGUUACGUUCAAACGUGUUCCAGGACCUCCGCCAGCGGAGCCAUCAACACUUGCCACUGCUGGACAGGAGGAAUCUUCCUCAUGCGACAGCCUUGAAAUUCCGGCUUCUCUGAAUAAGGAUGCUACCACCGCCUCCAUUCUUCGAUUCCUUCGGGUCUUGCACGAAAUGAACGCAACAAUCGAUGAUAUUUUGACAGAGACUAGGGAUCCUGUCAACGUCAUCCCCGAGCCACUGGCUCAAUUUAUUAACACCAAGCUCACUGCCAAGGUGAACCGACAACUCGAGGAGCCAUUGAUUGUGGCUAGUAGCUGUCUGCCAAGCUGGAGCGAAGACUUAGCUCGACUGUUCUCUUUCUUAUUCCCAUUUGAGACCAGACAUCUCUUCCUUCAGUCGACUGCGUUCGGAUAUUCUCGCGCCAUGAUGAGAUGGCACAACUCCCAGAGCACCGAAGAUAGUCGACGAGACAUGCGUCGUGAUAACCAACCAUUCCUCGGUCGCUUGCAACGUCAAAAGGUUCGAAUCUCCCGGGCUCGUAUUUUGGAUUCAGCUAUGAAGGUCAUGGAGCUAUACGGUUCCUCCCCGAGUGUUCUUGAGGUUGAGUAUUUCGAAGAGGUCGGAACUGGAUUGGGACCUACACUCGAGUUUUACUCAACCGUCUCCAAGGAGUUCUCGAAGAAGAAGCUCAAGAUUUGGCGUGAAACCGAUGGUCACUCCGCCAUUCCCGAAUAUGCCUUUGGCAAGCGCGGUCUAUUCCCAUGCCCGAUGAGUGAAGAGCAAGCAUCUCAAGACUCUGGCAAGAAGCAAUUGAACAUAUUCAAGAUUCUUGGCAAAUUCGUUGCACGUUCCAUGCUCGACUCUCGAAUCAUUGAUAUAUCUUUCAACCCAGCUUUCUUCCGUAUUGCCGAUACUCUGUCCUCUGUUGCCCCGUCACUGGGAACUGUGAAGGCAGUGGAUGAAGAUCUAGCCAAGUCCUUGAUCAUGCUCAAGCAAUUUGUCAAAGCGAAGAAGAGAAUCCAAAAGAACAAGAGCUUCACGGAACAAGAGAAGACUGAUGCAAUUCAAAACAUUCAAGUCGACGGUGUUCGUGUCGAUGACUUGAGCCUGGACUUCACCUUGCCCGGUUAUCCGUCAAUCGAGCUUGUUCUCAAUGGCGGUGAUGUUUCGCUAAAUAUUGACAAUGUUGAUCAAUACAUCGAGCGAGUUAUUGAUAUGACCUUGGGUAGUGGUGUCAGACGCCAGGUGGACGCUUUCCGAUCCGGAUUCUCGCUCGUCUUCCCCUACACCUCGCUUCGAGCCUUCACCCCCACUGAACUCGUCAUGCUCUUUGGCCAGGCCGAGGAAGACUGGUCCAUUGAGACGCUCAUGGACUCCAUCAAAGCCGAUCAUGGAUUCAACAUGGACAGCAAGAGCGUGCGAAAUUUGCUUCAGACAAUGAGUGAACUAGACAAACAGCAGCGUCGCGAUUUCCUUCAGUUUGUUACGGGAAGCCCGAAGCUUCCAAUUGGCGCCUUAUCUAACGUCAUUUAUCAGGUUUCAAAAGUCUCACCCCCAUCUUCACUGUGGUGUGCCGCCCCAGUGAACCCCCCCUAUACUCCGGACGAUUACCUCCCUAGCGUCAUGACAUGCGUGAACUACCUCAAGCUGCCAGACUAUAGCAGUUUGGAUGUCCUUGGUGCACGACUAUCCGUCGCCAUAAAAGAGGGACAAGGAGCAUUUCAUCUGUCCUAG
Molecule: messenger RNA, 5373 nt
Organism: Penicillium manginii
Lineage: Eukaryota; Fungi; Ascomycota; Eurotiomycetes; Eurotiales; Aspergillaceae
Product: HECT-type E3 ubiquitin transferase UFD4
Exons: 9
Coding region: 1-5373 (1790 amino acids)
Biological process (GO): protein polyubiquitination; proteasome-mediated ubiquitin-dependent protein catabolic process
Cellular component (GO): nuclear speck
Molecular function (GO): ubiquitin protein ligase activity
Source: RefSeq, a predicted model, not a curated record